Perognathus longimembris pacificus (Pacific pocket mouse) is the source of this 2392-nucleotide messenger RNA. RefSeq names its product claudin 1 (gene Cldn1). Gene Ontology annotation, biological process: bicellular tight junction assembly; cell adhesion. Gene Ontology annotation, cellular component: plasma membrane; bicellular tight junction. The transcript has 4 exons. Gene Ontology annotation, molecular function: structural molecule activity. The coding region runs from base 221 to 856 and encodes 211 amino acids. The record is from RefSeq and is a predicted model, not a curated record. NCBI's taxonomy places the organism in Eukaryota, Metazoa, Chordata, Mammalia, Rodentia, Heteromyidae.
GGCGCCGCGGCAUCUUUGGGCAUCCCGACUCUGGUGCCAGCAACCCCGAGCCAGACCCCGGGGCCUCUCCAGCGGCGGCACAGAAGCCGAGUCCCCGGCAGUCCCUUGCCCGACCUGGCCGCGCUGUGUCUGGGGAGCUCCAGGUGCGCACCUGCCAACUCUCCACCUUCCGCACCUGCCACCCGCCCCGGAGCGCGCGCGAAGCAGCCCGAAGCGAGCCAUGGCCAACGCGGGGUUGCAGCUGCUGGGUUUCAUCCUAGCCUUCUUGGGCUGGAUCGGAGCCAUCGUCAGUACCGCCCUGCCUCAGUGGAAGAUUUAUUCCUACGCCGGCGACAACAUCGUGACAGCCCAGGCCAUGUACGAGGGGCUGUGGAUGGCCUGCGUGUCGCAGAGUACCGGGCAGAUCCAGUGCAAAGUCUUCGACUCCUUGCUGAAUCUGGACAGCACCUUGCAAGCCACCCGCGCCUUGAUGGUGGUGGGCAUCCUGCUGGGGCUGAUAGCUAUCUUUGUGUCCACUGUCGGUAUGAAGUGUAUGAAGUGCUUAGAAGACAACGAAGUGCAGAAAAUGUGGAUGGCUGUCAUUGGGGGCAUGAUAUUUCUUAUAGCAGGUCUGGUGAUUUUAGUUGCCACAGCAUGGUAUGGCAAUAGGAUUGUUCAACAAUUCUAUGACCCUUUGACUCCAGUCAAUGCCAGGUAUGAAUUUGGCCAAGCUCUCUUCACGGGUUGGGCUGCUGCCUCUCUUUGCCUUCUGGGAGGUAGCCUACUUUGCUGCUCCUGUCCUCGUAAGACAACGUCUUACCCAACACCUCGGCCUUAUCCCAAAGCUGCACCUUCCAGUGGGAAAGACUACGUGUGAUGGUGGCAAAAGGAGAUGUCCCUGCUGGAAAAAUGAGAAAAUGGACAUUGAAAUAUUGCCAUUGCCAUUAAAAUCUUAGACUUUUGACUGUGGUAUUACAAAAGAAAUGAUAUUUUUAUAAAUGCCCAUUGCUAGAGGUGCCUUAGUCAUACUUUAUCCUCUUUCCUCAAUGCAAGAAGAAGACCUUUUCCAUUGUGUGUCUGCUUCCCAGUGACUGAUCACACUCAAAGAGGGGAAGUGUGUCUCUUAAAUAUGUACAGAUAUGUAUAUAGGUAUUUUCCUAUGAAAUUAGGUAGGAAAAUACUCAUACUCUCUAUAUAGUUAAAAGUCUUUCUAACAUAGGAAAGUAUAUAUCAUUCUCUAUUGCUUAAAUAAGGACUAUAAUGGCAUACUGUCCUUUCUCCUCUCUAUAUACAUAUAUAAGUCUUAUAUCACUUACCACAUUCAUCAGAUUGUAGUGUCUUCCAUAAGACCAAAGAGCUUUAUACCAAGGAUGGAUUCUUUCUAUUCUUUAUGUGUACCCUUUCAUAUGUUUUUAAGAUAUAUUUUUACCCUAAUCUCAUAGCAGUUGCUUCAUCUGGAUCUUAUUUUUGAAGAUUGUUCUUUUGCUCCUGAUAAUGCAUCUUAUACCCCAUUUGAAUACCUUAAAUCCAAUGACAAUGUCUCACAGAUCAGAGCUGUGGGACAAACUUUACUGCACAACCAGAUAUUUUCCUAUUUACUUUCCCACAUGAUCCUUGUACUUUGACCUCUAGCCUUCUUGUUUGCUAUGAAAAUAUUUGUUUCAUCAAGUAGCCAGCCCAUCCUGGUGGGGUAACACAGUUUUAGUGAUUUAAAAAAAGUAAGCUAGUUAUUCACAGUUCUGUAUCCCACAAACUACCUUUUUUUUUUCCACCUCAGCUGCACUGUUUUCCAUAUGUAAUUACCAUGUGGUUUACUUCUUCCCAGAGGGGUGUGGUCUGUUUAUCUGAACAAAGGGCUAGACUUGCUGGAGCAAUAAUCUGGUGACAAAUAUUCUCUUUGGAGCUGUGAGCGAGUCAUUUAAUCUUUAUACCUCUUUUCCCACCUGCCAAAUUGAAAUAAUUACACUUAACCAGCUGGUAAAGGUAAUGUGAGUAUUAAUUAGUUGAUAUGACUCUCAUACUUUGAACAUGAAAUAUGCCUAAGUAGUGUUUUUCUGUGCGCAAUGGGUAGUUUUGAAGUCACAGAAUGAAACCACACACCUUGUUUGCUAUCUUUCUUUAUCUCCAGGUCAACUUCCUUUCUUUCAGCUGUUGAUGGUGCCGGGUUCCAUUCUAGCAAAGGCUGUCACUCUUGCAGCUGUAGUAAAGGCUCCUUCUCCUGAACUAGAUAAUGUAAUGAAAAGGGUGUUGGCUUUCUUGUUUGAAGUUCUGGCUUUGAAUCUUGGUGGUAUCAAUUACUGAGUUUGAGCAAGGCAUUUGGCUGCCCUAGAUUUAUUGCUUCAUCUAUACAAAGAGUUUCUAAUUUCUCACUUGCCUGCAUCACAGGUCUGUCACUGGGAGAGGAUACAUGUGA